CACACACAGCUUGCUGGCUCCAGGAGCCAGCGUCUGCGUUCGCGUGGCGAGGCGCUCCCAGGAGACGCUUCGUUACCAAUGGUGACGGUGAGCAAAACAGAAGGACCUCAUCGUGUGGAAGGACGGAGGUGCGUGGAGAGAUCAGGUUUGAGUGUUCAUCGUGAAAGAAAAGGAAGAAGCUAAGAUGGCGGAGGGUGGACUCCGAAGCUACCUUUGCAGAUUUUUUCUUUGCGGGACGUGCAGAGAGGGAGAUUCGUGACCGUUUUUACACGAGCUGGUCGCCGGAAUGCCGGACAACGUGUGCAGGCACUACCUCCGAGGGAACUGCAUGUUUGGAAGCAGGUGUCGCUAUGAACAUAUCCCGGCUGGUCGAGGGCACGCCGACAAACCCAAGAUUAGCCGAAAAGGUCAGAGCCGACAUCGCACCAACGACGGCCAUCGAGAGCAGUGCCACACGUCGCUCGCAGCGUCCUCUUUGGGCAGCUCGGCGGGAGGCCACGGAUCUGGACUGCCUUCAUCGAGGGCGACACACAAGAACGGUGGGGGCUCCCCUUACUCGGACACCGAUGCCGGGCCGCGAAAGCUCGAGACGCAUAAGGCGCCAUUGAACUGGGUCGACGCGCCUGAAUUCGUACCCAAAAGCGAAAGCGGCGUGCAAACGUCAGCGGAAUCCCACGCACGCCGUCACGAGGACGCUCCGCAACAGACGCAGGAUGUCAUAGGAGGCGCACUGAAGCCGCUUUGCCCUUUCAGAGCGACCAGCAAACGAUGUCUCCUAGGCAAACGGUGCUUGAAGACCCACCUUGAGCUGUGCGACCUGUGUCAGAAGUGGUGCCUUCAUCCCGACGACCAAGAGCAGCGGAGGCAGCGCAAAGAGGAAUAUGUCCAGAAGCACGAAGAAGACAUGGAACUUUCUUUCGCCGUGCAGCGCAGCACGGACAAAACCUGCGGCAUCUGCAUGGACAUGGUCAUCGACAAGGAUCCUAGCUCGGAGCGACGGUUCGGCAUCCUGGAGAAGUGCUGCCACGUCUUCUGCCUCAGCUGCAGCCGGAAAUGGCGAGGCUCCAAGGAGUUCGACAGUACGACCGUACGCUCUUGCCCAGAGUGCCGCAUUCAGUCGGACUUUCUCCCUCCAAGCAGCUGCUGGGUGGAAGUUGGAGCCGAAAAGGACAAGCUCAUAGCGGAAUACAAGAAGGACACGGAAGUCAGGACACAGCAAAAAACACACCUUUACGUCGUUCAGGCCAGGCUUCGAGUCCCUGCCGCCGAGGCCCUCGUGGGCCACGCCCGCGAUCGUUCGAGCUCGCGCCCCGUGCCCAUCGCACGCUUCUAAAGGUCACCGCAGCUCUACUGCACACCCCGCAUGUCGCUUGCGACAGACUGUAUAUACGGCAAAUAAGGCUGUAUAUACGCCAGAUUAGGCUGUAUAUAUUCCAGAUACGGCUUUAUAUUCGCCAGAUAAUACUGUAUAUAAGGAAGAUAAGGCUGUAUAUAUUCCCCAUAUGGCUUUAUAUUCGCCAGAUAAGACUAUAUGCGGCAGAUAAGGCUGUAUAUAAGCCCGAUUAGGCUAUAUAUUUUCGAGAUAAGACUUUAUAUUCGCCAUAUAAGACUGCCUAUAUGGCAUAUAAGGCUGUAUUUACGCCAGUCUAGGCUGUAUAUGUUCCAGAUAAAGAUUGAUAUUUUCCAGAUAAGACUGUAUAUACGGCAUACAAGGCUGUAUAUAUGCCAGAUUUGGCUGUAUAUAUUCCAGAUAAGGCUUUGUAUUCACCAUAUAAGUCUAUAUAUAUGUCAGACAAAGCUGUAGAUAUGCCGGAUUAAACUGUAUA
Ixodes scapularis (black-legged tick) is the source of this 1826-nucleotide messenger RNA. Its product is annotated as E3 ubiquitin-protein ligase makorin-1-like. Gene Ontology annotation, molecular function: ubiquitin protein ligase activity; metal ion binding. The record is from RefSeq and is a predicted model, not a curated record. The coding region runs from base 287 to 1333 and encodes 348 amino acids. Gene Ontology annotation, biological process: protein polyubiquitination. Lineage: Eukaryota; Metazoa; Arthropoda; Arachnida; Ixodida; Ixodidae. The transcript has a single exon.